UAACGAUGAUAGAGAGCAAUUAUACGAUAAUCAUAUAUGUAAUGAAAAUAAAAAUUAAUAUCUUGAUAAUGGUAAUAAAGGCGAUAUCACUAGUGAUAAUAAUGAAACAAUCAAUGAUAGUACUCCUAAUGAUAGAUUGAAUUAGCAGCAAAAAUAGCGACGGUAACAGUAAUGGCCAACUAAUGGAAAACUAAUUUAACUUGUGAUAAGUCGAUCAUUUCCAAGCUUUUUUUUGUCUCGUUCCCCUCGAGCAUUCUGUCAGGUUCCCAUGCACCUCUAGAAAAAAAGGAUAUAAAUAAGAAGCAAUACUGAGCAUUGAUUAAAUUGAUAUUUUAGUAUGGAAUGUGUGUAGGGAAUAAAAGUAUUUUGUACAACUGAUGACAUCGACAAUUCCUACUGUAAAAAAUCUUGAUCUUCCCCAUACGUAUCAGUUAUAGACAUACCAUGGCUAAUGAGUAGAAGCGCACAAAAUAUGCUAAAAAAUAAAUGCUUAACUAAGAUUCUUUGUAGACGAAAUGUACCAAUCAUUUUUUCUUUAACUUUAAUAUUAAGUCGCUUAUCAUUUCCGUCACUUUGGUUAAACGUGAAUCAAAAAGAACCGCAAAGGAGCCUGUUCGAUGCAACCUUUCCAGCAAGUUAAAACGAUAAGAUAGUGUCGCCAUCUCCGCAGUUCCCGCGAGGUUGCAACGAAGGCAGGACCAGUCCCGUUUUUCUCUCGUAACCUCGUCAUUAUGUUCAUCGUCAGCCUUUUUCUCUCCCUUCUCGCUGUUUCCAGAGCGCAGUACGAGCCCACUUGGGAAUCGCUGGACUCGAGGCCGCUGCCCGAGUGGUACGACGCGGCCAAAGUGGGCAUCUUCAUCCACUGGGGCGUGUAUUCGGUGCCCUCCUUCGGCUCUGAGUGGUUCUGGAAAAACUGGCAAGGUUUCGGCAUUCAGAAGUACGUGGAUUUCAUGGAGAGGAACUACCGGCCGGGGUUCACGUACGCGGACUUCGCGCCGGCGUUCACGGCCGAGUUCUUCGAGCCCGACGAGUGGGCGAGUGUGUUCAAUGCCUCGGGCGCUCGCUACGUCGUCCUCACCAGCAAGCACCACGAGGGCUUCACCCUGUGGCCCUCGCGCUACUCCUGGAACUGGAACAGCCUCGACGUUGGACCCAAGAGGGACCUCGUAGGUGAUCUUGCCGAAGCUAUAAGGAGCAAAACACCACACAUCCACUUUGGGCUUUACUAUUCUCUCUACGAAUGGUUUCAUCCCAUCUUCCAAAGCGACAUGAGCCACCUGUUCACAACCAACGAGUUCGUCACAAAGAAGGUCAUGCCGGAGCUCAACGAUUUGGUGAACAGAUACGAGCCCGAAGUGAUCUGGUCGGACGGCGACUGGGACGCCCCCGCCCUUUACUGGACGUCGAAGGAGUUCCUGGCGUGGCUGUUCAACGCCUCCCCCGUCAAGGACACGGUGGUGGUCAACGACCGGUGGGGGACGGGGGCCAUCUGCCACCACGGCUCCUUCUACACUUGCUUUGACCGAUAUAACCCUGGCGUGCUGCAGAAUCACAAGUGGGAAAACGCCAUGACACUGGACAGGCACUCUUGGGGCUACCGACGUGAGGCUGGCGCGUCAGACUACCUCUCCUUCCGCGAACUCGUGACUGAGUUGGCGGAAACCAUCAGCUGUGGAGGUAACCUGCUGGUGAACGUGGGUCCCACGCAUGACGGGCGUCUCCCCGCCAUCAUGGAGGAGCGCCUUCGGCAACUUGGCUCGUGGCUCGACGUCAACGGCGAGGCUGUGUACGACUCUGUGCCCUGGAAGCACCAGAACGACACGCUCACGCCCGGAGUUUGGUACACGAGCAAAGGCAACCUCGUAUACGCCAUGGUGCUAUCGUGGCCCGAGAAGGACGUGUUGACUCUGGGAUCCGUGCGCCCGACACCUCAGACGCACGUGGCCAUGUUGGCCUACCAGGACGACCACGGCAGCAGCAGCCUCCAGUUCACCAUCCUUCAAGACGGAAUAGCAGUGACAUUCCCUGCCAUGUCUCGCGUGGGCAGUCAGUGGGCGUGGGUGCUCGUCCUCCAAGGCAUCGAGCCUGCUUAGACCGCUUAACACCCAUGUAGGCCUCUUUUAUCAAUGAAUGCCGUCUCUCGUUGUUUAGAUAAUACUUUUUUUUACUUAUUUCAAGCAUGUAUGGCUUUGAAUAGAUCACCACCGUAUCUAUCUUGUUUAUUACUUGCCUCGAUUUUUCUGCUCACGAUCUGUUUGUCUCUAUCCUUACUCGAAGAAAUGCAGAUUGCACCGA
This is a messenger RNA of Penaeus chinensis, 2295 nucleotides long. Its product is annotated as alpha-L-fucosidase-like. Gene Ontology annotation, cellular component: lysosome. The record is from RefSeq and is a predicted model, not a curated record. The transcript has 9 exons. Bases 732 to 2093 code for a protein of 453 amino acids. Gene Ontology annotation, molecular function: alpha-L-fucosidase activity. Gene Ontology annotation, biological process: glycoside catabolic process; fucose metabolic process. Lineage: Eukaryota; Metazoa; Arthropoda; Malacostraca; Decapoda; Penaeidae.